This is a messenger RNA of Chaetomium fimeti, 1674 nucleotides long. RefSeq names its product domain found in IF2B/IF5-domain-containing protein. Gene Ontology annotation, biological process: formation of translation preinitiation complex; formation of cytoplasmic translation initiation complex; translational initiation. The transcript has 2 exons. NCBI's taxonomy places the organism in Eukaryota, Fungi, Ascomycota, Sordariomycetes, Sordariales, Chaetomiaceae. Bases 120 to 1388 code for a protein of 422 amino acids. Gene Ontology annotation, cellular component: cytosol. Gene Ontology annotation, molecular function: translation initiation factor activity; GDP-dissociation inhibitor activity; eukaryotic initiation factor eIF2 binding. The record is from RefSeq and is a predicted model, not a curated record.
UCCUCGCCAAUACUCUGCUCCGCUAGAGUGUCACAGACUCUCGCAAACGCCUCAGAACACCAGAUCCAGGAUCUCGUCUCCAGCCAGUUUACCCGUCACCAACGUCCAACACCGCAACCAUGGCUUCCCUCGUCAACGUCCGCCGCGAUGUCAGCGACCCUUUCUAUCGCUACAAGAUGGAGCGCCUCCAGACCAAGAUCGAAGGCAAGGGCAACGGAAUCAAGACCGUUGUUGUCAACCUGACCAGCGUCGCCCAGUCCCUGGCCCGCCCGGGCUCCUACUUGAUCAAGUACUUCGGCUUCGAGCUUGGCGCUCAGACCAACCUUGACCCCGCUGACGACCGCUGGAUCAUCAACGGCGCCCACGAGGCCAACAAGCUUCAGGAGCUCCUGGACGGUUUCAUCUCCAAGUUCGUUCUCUGCAAGAAGUGCAAGAACCCCGAGACCGACGUCCACAUCAAGGAUGGCCGCAUCAUGCUCGACUGCAAGGCCUGUGGCCAGCGCUCCGAGGUCGACUUGCGCUUGAAGCUUAGCGGCUUCAUGCUCAAGAACGUGCCCAAGAAGACCAAGAAGGACAAGGCUGAGCGCCGCGCUGCCCGCAAGGCCAAGCAGAACGGCAAGGGCGAGGAGAACGGCUCCGGAGGCGAUGACAACUCGGACCAGGCCUCGCCCAUGGCCGAUGACAAGGGCAUCGAGAGUGACGACGACGCCUUGACCCGCAAGAUCAAGUCCGAGGCCCACGUCCUCGAGAACAAGCAGGUCGAGGUCAAGGACGACGACUGGGCUGUGGACAUGAGCGAGGAGGCCGUCAAGGCACGCCAGCAGCAGCUCCCCGGCGAGUUCAAGCAGAAGCUCGUUCUGAACGGCGAUGACGAGGACGAGGAGGGCGAGGGCGGUGGAAACACCGUCUACGACCAGCUGGGCACCUGGAUCAUGGAAGAGGCUGAGACCAAGGGCGGCGUUAACAAUGUUGACGACAUUGACCUUUACGUCAAGGCCAAGGAGCUGGGCAUCGAGUCCAAGCACCGCACCGUUCUCGUGCUUGUGCAGACCGUCUUCGACGAGAACAUCUGCACCCAGAUCGGCAAGCGCGCUCCGAUGUUGAAGAGGAUUGUCACCUCUGAGCGUCACGAGAAGGCUCUUCUUGGCGGUACCGAACGCCUGAUCGGCACCCUGAGCGAGGGGCACCCCGACGUGUACGAGAAGGUUGUCAAGAUUCUGCAGCUCUACUACCACCACGACCUCAUCUCCGAGGAGGUCGCCACCAAGUGGGGUUCCAAGGCUUCCAAGAAGUACGUCGACCUGUCCACCUCCAAGAAGGUCCGCAAGGCCGCCGAGCCCUUCAUCAAGUGGCUCCAGGAGGCCGAGGAGGAGUCCGACGAGGAGUAAACCUCAGGCUCCCUUGCCACAGGUCUGCGUUGGGGACUGGCUGUAGUGCUUGGCUUUAAAGAUUGAUAUUUCGCAUUGCCAUUCCCCUCUAGAGUAGGGCAGAAGACGGGGUUUCCUAGUCCAUGUCCUAUCCUUGGUAUGCUGUCUCGGCUACAUGUUCGAGAUGCGGCUUUGGUCCGCGGCCUAGAUGGUUUACAGAAAAAGAUUGUUUCUUGUAUGCUAGUUUGCUUUCGCUGGGAUGGGGAUUCGGUCGUCGUGCAAUGCCACUCAAUCAUGCUUUCUUAAC